AUGCCUGAAGAAAUUUUGAAUAUAAGAGAACUCAGGAAAAUAUAUCCCUUUUUACACAAAGUAUGGGAAUUAUAUGAAAGUUUUGAUGAAUAUGUAGAUGAGAAUAGACAGAACAGUAAAGAUACAAACCAUUGCAAAUUCAUUACAAACUACUUGGGUGAUGAUGAAAGGAAAUAUAAACUUUUUUGUAUGAAACUUACAAGAAAUUUGAAAAAAUUUUGCAAGAAUGAUCUUCAUUAUCAACAUGAUCCUGAACUUUGUGUUAAUUUAAAUAACUGGUUAUAUAAGUACGUUAAAAAGGAAAAUAUUGAUAAUACGUUUAUUAAAAAUAUGUUAGAUACCUCUAAACUAGUAAUGCCCUCAUCAUAUAAUAAAAAUAUAUGCCAAUAUUAUUCAUACGAUGAAAUUUAUAAAGAACCAAUAAAUAUAAUAACUUUGAAUAUUUUCACAUCCAAUAUGGAUGCUAUUAAAACAACGUUAAAGGGUGAUAAAAAUUUAAUCUAUUGUUAUUGUCAAAAGUAUGUCAACGAAGGGGUAAAAAUAUAUAAACAUAUGAUGGGCAAGUAUUGCUCUAAUGGUAAGUCCCAUGAUAAUAAAAGAACUUGUGAUAUGUUAGAUUCCUUUAAAAUAGCAUAUGAUGGAUAUCUUUAUAAGGAAACAGACAUUCAGAACAAUAUACCAUCAUUAUAUUCUAACGAAGCUUUAGAAUCAAUCGUAUGCGAAAAAAAUGAUAUAAAAGAAUCACCAGAACUCAUUUUUGCUAACGUACUCCAAACAGAUGAUAUAAAAGAAUCAUCAGAAUUCAUUUUAGAUAACGAUUCAACGAACUCCACGCAAGACACUGUGUAUAAAGUUCUUGCUACAAUGGCUGGAAUAUCUUCCAUUUUAGCGUUAUUAUAUAAGGUUAACGUAAUUUUUAUUUUAAAAUAUUACCAAAAUAUUUACAAAAAUAUUCACUUUACUCCAGCUAGGAAUUUUUUUCUGCAAAAAAAUAAAAAAGGGGCAAGAGUGUUUAAUACUUUAAAGGAAGAAGCUGAAAGUGAGUUAUUUCAUCAAAACCUGAAAGACAUAGAUAUAAAUAAGUCAAACAAGAAAUAUAAAUUAUUAUAUGACCCAGCAGGAAAUGAAAAUAUGUCAAUGGAAAUGCUUUUUUGGCACCAUUAA
Molecule: messenger RNA, 1164 nt
Organism: Plasmodium gonderi
Lineage: Eukaryota; Apicomplexa; Aconoidasida; Haemosporida; Plasmodiidae
Product: variable surface protein
Exons: 3
Coding region: 1-1164 (387 amino acids)
Source: RefSeq, a predicted model, not a curated record